UCUUUUUCUCCUCUCUGUGCUCUGACGUGGCGCCGGCCGGCCGCCAUGUUGUUUUGCCGUGUUGUCACAGAGAGGAGCAGCAGGAGCAGCAGGAGCAGCGUUAACCCGACGGUGUGUCUGACCCCUCCCACUUCCCUGCGGUGCCAUGGCGACCUUCCCAGAGUACAUCGCUCAGAACGAGGAGCGUGACGGCGUGCGGUUCAGCUGGAACGUUUGGCCGUCCAGCCGGCUGGAGGCAACACGGAUGGUCGUUCCCGUGUCGGCGCUCUUCACCCCGCUGAGGGAGCGGCCCGACCUGCCACCGAUUCAGUAUGAACCGGUCCUCUGCAGCCGCGCCACCUGCCGCGCCGUGCUCAACCCGCUCUGUCAGGUGGACUACCGAGCCAAGCUGUGGGCCUGUAACUUCUGCUACCAGAGGAACCAGUUUCCUCCGUCCUACGCCGGAAUCUCAGAGGUCAACCAACCAGCCGAGCUGCUGCCCCAGUUCUCCACCAUCGAGUAUGUGGUCCAGCGGGGUCCUCAAAUGCCACUCGUCUUCCUGUACGUGGUGGACACCUGUAUGGAGGACGAGGACCUGCAGGCUCUGAAGGAGUCCUUGCAGAUGUCCCUGUCCCUGCUGCCUCCCACCGCACUGGUUGGACUCAUCACCUUCGGCCGCAUGGUCCAGGUCCACGAGCUCGGCUGCGAGGGGAUCUCCAAGAGCUACGUCUUCAGGGGGACCAAGGACCUGAACGCCAAGCAGCUCCAGGUUUCUGACUCCCGCUGGAACCAGUUCUGACACAGUAACCGGUCCACAUUCGGGACCGCUUAGAAACAAAAGAUGCCUUU
This is a messenger RNA of Plectropomus leopardus (leopard coralgrouper), 828 nucleotides long. Lineage: Eukaryota; Metazoa; Chordata; Actinopteri; Perciformes; Serranidae. The record is from RefSeq and is a predicted model, not a curated record.